GAGGUUCCCGGAAAAAUUGCUAACCGGAAGGGAAGGCCAGAGCCCAAGAAGAAGAAGAGGAGGAGGGAGAACAGUAAGAAGAAGAAGAAAAAGAACACGAAAUAGAGAACGAGAAAGAGAAGGACAGUCGCCGCCGCCGCCGAUGAGACCAGCCACAGAAGAGAAAGUAUUGUAACUGCCACUGGUGAGGUGUCUUCUUCCUCUGGCUCGUCUACCUGCCUAACCUGAACUCACCCCACCCUCCGUCGAGCUCGGCCUCACCCAGCCCCUGCACCGAGCCCAAGCCUCAAGUCAGCCACACUCCCUCCCUCUCCUCCCGGCUUCCUCUACUUCUUUCUCCUAAAGUUUUUUUAACGCUGCACUAUGGGAGGGAGAGGCGGACCAGCACGGACCAACGGUACCGCGGCAAGCAACAAGAUCUGCCAGUUUAAGCUCGUGCUUUUGGGGGAGUCUGCGGUGGGAAAGUCCAGCUUGGUGCUUCGCUUCGUCAAAGGCCAGUUCCACGAGUACCAGGAGAGCACCAUCGGAGCUGCCUUCCUCACACAGACGGUAUGUUUGGAUGACACAACAGUCAAGUUUGAGAUCUGGGACACUGCAGGACAGGAACGAUAUCACAGCUUGGCACCUAUGUACUACAGGGGAGCCCAGGCCGCCAUCGUGGUCUACGACAUCACCAACACAGAUACAUUCACACGUGCAAAGAACUGGGUGAAGGAGCUCCAGCGACAAGCCAGCCCGAAUAUUGUUAUUGCACUGGCAGGGAACAAAGCAGACCUGUCCAACAAGAGGGCUGUCGAUUUCCAGGAAGCACAAUCAUAUGCAGAUGACAACAGUUUGCUCUUCAUGGAGACGUCAGCCAAGACUGCUAUGAAUGUCAAUGAGAUUUUUAUGGCUAUAGCCAAGAAGCUUCCUAAGAACGAGCCUCAGGGCGGAGCGGGCGCCGCUGGACGAACCAGAGGCGGUGUGGACUUGCAGGAAGCUGCACCACAGGGCAGAAGUGGCCAGUGCUGUGGCGGCGGGAACUAAACAACACCACCUAUCAGCUGAUCCAACCAAUCUAACAGCUCCGAUCAACCAGACCAGAUAUUAGCCAGCUGUCAAACAAUGUCCCAAAACCACAACCGACCAAAAUCACAACUGUGUAUUGAAAACAUAUUGCUGUAUUUGUAUCAGACUUUUCAAGUUUAUAAUCAAUCUGUAGUUAUUGUCAAAACAAUAUCUUCCCAAUCUCUACAUGAUGUUUUGUCAACCUUAAUUAUUUUGUGUUUUUUUUUUUUUAAUUGUCUUAAUUUUUUUUUCUGAAGAUCUAUGGUAUUAAAUGCACUGGUUCUGUCUCAUCAUCUUUUCCUGAAUUGAGAUCUUGUCCCCAUCCUUUGCUUUCUUUUUGUCUAUUCUUUCAUUAUUGGAACUCUUCAUAUCAGGGAGGGAUUCCUUUCAACAGUGUCGUCAUCUUAUGAUGACAUCAACAACUACCACAACGAUACCUGCACAGCAACCACCGUUGUUAGCAGGUGGGGGAUAAUGGGGAGGCUGGAAGCUCGGGCAAGGGGUCGAGAAGGAAGUGGGGGCAAAAAGGAUAAUUUUAUGAAUAAACAAAGGGAAGAUAUCUUUUUUGUAUUCCUGUUUUAAUUAAACAUUUAAUUUUCCAUUUAAAAGUUUAUAAUCAGCAGUGACUGGCACGCAAAAUAUAAUAUUGCAGCCAGCCACACUUUGGCCAUUGUUGAGUUCCAACAUCCCUCUUAGUAUUGCUAAUCGAUCAGAGGUUCAUGUUCGGUAGGAGUCCUUUUAAAAAUAUGCCUUUAAAGCAAACUGGUUUCAUUUUCUUGGCAAAGAUUAACAACACCAGCCACAUAUAGUUUCCUGGGAGAUUUAGUGGUAAUUUCUCAAAUAUUUUAAAUGUAUUUAUUACCAACUUGUCCAUUAAAAUCGGUUGCACGUUUCGUUUGUACCGUAAAACAUC
Pleuronectes platessa (European plaice) is the source of this 1960-nucleotide messenger RNA. RefSeq names its product RAB5C, member RAS oncogene family (gene rab5c). The transcript has 6 exons. Gene Ontology annotation, molecular function: GTP binding; GTPase activity. The record is from RefSeq and is a predicted model, not a curated record. Bases 364 to 1026 code for a protein of 220 amino acids. NCBI's taxonomy places the organism in Eukaryota, Metazoa, Chordata, Actinopteri, Pleuronectiformes, Pleuronectidae.